Molecule: messenger RNA, 3870 nt
Organism: Caretta caretta (loggerhead turtle)
Lineage: Eukaryota; Metazoa; Chordata; Testudines; Cheloniidae
Source: RefSeq, a predicted model, not a curated record
UGUGGACCCCAGUGGCGAGGAGAAACCUCGUCGCUGAUGGUUAUUGCUUGGGCAGGGCGCUCUACAGCUCACUGGUGGCGGCGACGGCCCCGGGCUGAGGGUUGGCCGUGCCAGGUUCUGAGCCGGGGCCGUUUCCCUGGCGGCCUCCCCCGCCCAUCGCGGCAGUGCCGUGGCUUUUGUUGCUGCUGGUAACAAAGAGCCGGGGAGCUUUGCUGGCGAUGGGCAGCGGCGGAGCCCGGGGGCUGCCGGGCCUGAGGGCCGCGCGCUGACGGGAGCGGCAAGAGGCUGAGGCAGUUGCACAGCCCUAUCGCCCCGUGUCCCCGGCGGCACCUGAGCCAGGCGCUGCCCCGCGUCCCACCCCCCUUUCUACUGCCCCCUGCUCCCCUUGUUUCUUCUUCGUCCCCUUUCUCUCCCCGUCCUCACAAAACCAUGUAACUCUUUCCCCCCCCUUCAGUGUGCCAGUUCCGAGGCAGGGAGCGUUAAUCCCCGUCUCCUGCUGAACAGUGCAUUGGACCAAGCAUUUAUAUUGUGACUGAAAUCCGCACCGCUGUCCAAAAGUGUCGCAUCCCCUGCCCUGACCCUUUUUCUUAUUGAGCGUGUCAAAGGAUUUUUUUCAGCUCUGUAAAGUGUCUCUUUCCCGUGCUUUUCUUCUACAAUAAAAAAGACACUUCUGCAGUAAAGAGUCUGGCCUGGAUGUAUUUUUUCUUUAAAUAAAAAUCUGCAUUGGAUGAACAAGUAAAGAUGGAUAAGAAAUCAUUUGAGACCGUGCUUGAUGAAAUUAGAAAGGCUGUGUUGACUGAAUACAAAUUAAAAGCUAUAGAAUAUGUGCAUGGAUACUUCUCUAGUGAACAGAUUGUUGAAUUACUGAGAUACUUUUCUUGGGCUGAACCACAACUAAAGGCAAUGAAGGCUUUACAACAUAAAAUGGUAGCUGUUCCAGCAUCAAAAGUGGUUAAUAUUCUUAACUGCUUCACCUUUAGUAAAGACAAGCUUGUUGCUCUAGAACUCUUAGCUUCCAACAUUGUUGAUGCUCAGAAUUACCGCCUUAUUGAGGACCUGUUCAGGAUUAACAUGUCAGAGAAGAAAAGGUGCAGGAGAAUUCUUGAGCAGGCUUCCAAAGGAGGCUGUAAAGCCCCUCAUGCUAUGAUAUCUUCCUGUGGCAUGAUUCCUGGAAACCCUUAUCCCAAGGGGAAACCAAGCCGGAUAAAUGGAAUUUUCCCAGGAACACCUAUCAAAAAGGAGACUGAAGAAUGUACUAAUGAAGGGAAGGGAAUUGCAGCCCGUAUACUUGGACCAUCCAAACCAGCUCCAGCAACAUACAACCCACACAAGCCUGUUCCGUACCCCAUCCCACCAUGCCGGCCACAUGCAACUAUUGCACCAAGUGCUUACAACAACGCCGGUCUAGUUCCAAUGGCCAGUGUCCUAGCACCAAGCUUACCAGCUCCUCCACCAUAUACUCCUAAUCAAGUGGGAUCAGCUUUUUCUGCACAAGCGAAUCAGCUCUUUACUCCUCAUGGUUCUAAUCCUUCAACACCUGCUGCUACUCCAGUUCCUACCCCAUCCCCUGUCAAGGCGAUAAGCCAUCCAUUAGCACCUGCCACUGCAGUCAUCUCUGGGAUGAGCAUGUCUACCCCUGUGCUUCCUGUUUUCCCAGGGCAGGUCUCCUCUUCCAUCCAUACAUCUCAGCCAUCAACCCCGACUCCAUCUGUCAUCAAAUCCCUUUCAUUGCCUGGUGUUCCUGUCACAUCUGUUCAUAGUGCAACCUCCAUCCCUAUUCCUGCAGUUUUCUCUGGACUGGCUUCUAUCCCUGCUGCUACGCCAGCUCCACAAGGUUCUUCCACACCAUGUGCCACACCUGCCUCUAAUGAAGCUUUUGCAUCUGCUUCUGCACCAUUUGCUGGCCUCCCUUUUUCUGCAACCUCUUCAAUUGCUUCAGUUAAUAAUCCUACUCCAUUGUCAUCAGUUUUUGCUGGCCUCCCUUUGUCCUUGACCCCCACUCCUCAAGGGAUAUCUAGUCCCAUUCCCUCUGCAAUUGCUAGCUCUCCUGCCACUAGCAUCUCUGGCCCACUUAGCUUGCCUAAUCCAAUUCUGUCUGUGUUAAAGGGAUUUCUGACAUCAAAUGAUACCUCAUUAAUCAAUGCUUUACCUUCUGCUGUGACGAGUGAGCUUGCCUCUUUAUCUGCUCUUGCUAAUCAAAGCUCUGAGCCUCCUGCCUCCUCUGUAAACAAAUGUUAUACUCCGUCUGUCACACCUACACCACAACGUUCUUCCACGCCAGGCCUGGCCAUUUUCCCGGGUCUUCCAUCUCCCUCUGUAGCCAAUCCUAGCCCCACUCCCCCAGCAUUGCCAACACAGUCACCAUUAACCACUUCACAAUCUAUUAUACCAGUCAGCUGUGGCGCCUCCGUUGCGCUUUUGCAUGGUGCAAGCCCUACUAAUCCUGAGCAGCAGAUUUCAUCAGCCCCAGUUGCCACAGGUAUUCCAGUUCUGGUCAAAACUGAACCCAUGAGCCCUACUCUCUCAGCCUUCAAAGGCCCUUCUCAUUCGGCUGGCCCAUCUCAUGGCACGCUAGGAUUGUCAGCGCUUGGGCGUGCAUAUACCUCUGCAACUUCAGUGCCAGUCAGUUUACCUAGUUCCCUUAAUCCAGCAUUAUCGGGUCUCUCCUCUUUGAGUGCUCCCUUAAACAGCUCCACUUCUCUUGCCUCUAUUUCCCUUGCCCCACAUGCUUCCUCUGCUCCAGUUGCCCCAGUAUUUAAUGGACUUCCUCCCUUCACGUCUCUGACCAGUAACUUUGCUUUUACUGGUAACCCAGCACUUACACCACCGGUCACUGUCCCAGGGUCUUUGUUAGCCACUCCAUCUACAACUGCUUCAUCUGUGUCUGCUUCUCAUGUGAAUUCUACAGCCGCUGUUCUCUCAGGACUCACUGCUUCAGCAACAGUCUCUGCUUCACCCUUUCCGCUUAACUUGUCCAGUGCCGUCCCCUCCCUAUUUUCUGUCACCCAGGGGCCUCUGGGAUCAUCAAACCCAUCCUUCCCUGGUUUCCCUGUCUCUAACACACCCACUGUCACUCCAGCUCUCCCUUCUUUCCCUGGCCUCCAGGCAUCUUCUGCAGUAGCAGCAGUUGCACCGCUGCCGGCAGCUGCCACAGCCCCAUCUCCGGCUCCGGUCCUGCCAGGGUUUGCCUCGGCCUUUAGCUCAAACUUCAACUCUGCACUUGUUGCACAGGCUGGCCUGACUUCUGGGCUGCAAACCCCAGGAAAUACAGUUUUCCCUGGACUCUUAUCUCUUCCUGGUAUACCUGGAUUUUCCCAAAGUGCCGCACAGUCUUCCCUGCAGGAAUUGCAGCAUAGUGCAGCAGCGCAAUCAGCGCUACUACAGGCACAUUCAGCUUCAGCUCUAGAGAACUAUCCAGCUCAGCCUGAUGGUUUUGCUAGCUAUCCCUCUGCACCAGGAACACCGUUUUCACUGCAGACAAGUCUACCCCAGAGUGGAUGGCAAUAAAUAUCAUCUUUUUCUUGACAAGCAAGACAUAUUUGAAGACUGCAGUGGUGGCUUGACAGAGCCUGGUCCUGUUGCCAUUAAGUCGAUGGCAAAAUACACAUUGACUUCAAUGGGGACAUGAUCUGGCCCAGAAAUUGGGACAGAGAAGGAAGACAAGAGAGUGAAGAGAUUCUGGGAAACUGUUCUUGUGUCAGAUUACAAACUCCAUGAUUACUUGCUUUGAAACAAUUUAGGACGUGAUCCUGUGAUGUACUGAACAUCCUCAACUUCCUCUGUAGCUAGGGAGUUGGAUGUUUGUUUCCUCAUAGGACCAGGCCCUUUAAACACAGACUUCCUGUGUAAAUAAAACGAUUUGCAGCGAAA